AUGCCUCCCAGUCACGUUGAACCAGCCCCGACCAACAGCAAUGGCGGACACCCUCCGCCACCGCCGCCCGCGGCGGGGAAAAAGCUAAAGGGCAAGAAAGCCAUGGAUUCUACCGAGGCAUCGAGGCUGCUGCAGGCCCGAAUCUCGCAGUUGGAACAAGACGCCGCUGGGGAAAAGGAUCAAGAGAUCGAGAUGGAGCGCGAAAUCAAACGAGCCAACCGCGAACUGAUGCAUCAGGUCUCGAGGAUGGACGAUAUGCAAAAAAUUGACCAUCUCACGAAGCGCUCGAGCGAACUCCUGGCCGACAUGCGACGCCUCGAGAAGGAGAACCUGAGGAACAAGAAGCGCGGAGACGCGCUUCAAAAGGAACGUGAUACCAACAGGACCGAACUGAGCAAGACGGUCGGUCUGAAGGAGAAAUUAGAAAAGCUGUGCCGCGAGCUACAGCGAGACAAUAACAAGAUGAAGAACGAGAAUAAAGAGCACCAGACGACGCUCAAGCGUUUCAACGUAAACUGGGAUGAGAAAUACGCCGCUCUCUUGGCCAAGCUGGAAGGCUAUCAAGAAGAGAAGGACACCCCACGGAAGCACGUCGUGGACAUGGAGGUGGACGAACUGUUUCGCGUUCGCUUCAAGUCCUUCAUCGAGCAGUAUGAGCUCCGGGAGUUGCACUUCCACUCCCUCAUGCGCACGAAGGAGCUUGAAGUACAACAUCACCUGGCCCGCUAUGAGCGAGAAAAGAAGAACGCCGAGUCGGAGUCGAACAAGGCUCGCCAUCUCCAGUCGCAAGUUCAAGCGUUUACCAAGACGGAGACGGAACUUCGCAACCAACUCAACGUCUACGUCGACAAGUUCAAGCAGGUCGAAGAUACGCUCAACAACAGCAAUGACCUCUUUCUCUCCUUUCGCAAGGAGAUGGAGGACAUGUCGAAGAAGGGGAAGCGGCUCGAAAAGGAGAACGAAGGUCUCAAGCGUCAAAAGGAUGCGACGGCAGCCAACAUCAUCCGCAUGGCGGAGGAACGCCAGGAGUGGAAGAGAAAACUGGACGCGGCAGACAAGAAGACGGCAAAACUGAUGAGCAUCAUCCAGCAGAUGCAGCAACAGGGCCGAAAGGUGCCGCCGACCAUGGCCAACACGGUCGAAGCCAACUGCACGAACGGCAGCCAAGGCGCCGUGCGGGGGGACGAGAGCGAAUACUCCAACGAGGGCAGGGAAGGCGAGCUCAGCGAGUUCGACGACGACACGGAAGAAGAACCUCAGCCCGCGGAGCAGCAGGGACGACCCAUCACGUACGGACCUGAGCGGCCACCGCAGCCGCAACCGGCAGUGAUGAACGGGCACUAG
This is a messenger RNA of Drechmeria coniospora, 1344 nucleotides long. RefSeq names its product putative muscle-derived protein. Gene Ontology annotation, molecular function: syntaxin binding. The transcript is spliced from 5 exons. NCBI's taxonomy places the organism in Eukaryota, Fungi, Ascomycota, Sordariomycetes, Hypocreales, Ophiocordycipitaceae. The record is from RefSeq and is a predicted model, not a curated record. The coding region runs from base 1 to 1344 and encodes 447 amino acids.